Nothoprocta perdicaria is the source of this 2619-nucleotide messenger RNA. RefSeq names its product stanniocalcin 2 (gene STC2). Lineage: Eukaryota; Metazoa; Chordata; Aves; Tinamiformes; Tinamidae. The record is from RefSeq and is a predicted model, not a curated record. Gene Ontology annotation, biological process: intracellular calcium ion homeostasis. The transcript has 3 exons. Gene Ontology annotation, molecular function: hormone activity. Bases 1 to 756 code for a protein of 251 amino acids. Gene Ontology annotation, cellular component: extracellular region.
AUGCUCAUUUUAGCUGAAAUCCAGCACUGCCUGGUUAAUGCUGGCGAUGUGGGAUGUGGAGUGUUCGAAUGCUUUGAAAACAAUUCUUGUGAGAUCCGAGGCUUGCACGAGAUCUGCAUGACAUUCCUGCACAACGCUGGAAAAUUUGAUGCCCAGGGAAAAUCCUUCAUUAAAGAUGCUCUGAAGUGUAAGGCUCAUGCCUUGAGGCAUAAAUUCAGCUGCAUCAGCCGUAAGUGCCCUGCCAUUAAAGAGAUGGUGUUCCAGUUACAGCGGGAGUGCUACCUGAAGCACGACCUCUGCUCUGCCGCCAAGGAGAACGUCCAGGUCAUUGUGGAGAUGAUUCACUUCAAAGACCUGCUGCAGCACGAGCCCUAUGUUGACCUAGUGAAUAUCCUGCUCACGUGUGGUGAGGAGGUGAAAAAGGCAAUAACGAGAAGCGUCCAGACCCAGUGUGAACAGAACUGGGGAAGCCUCUGCUCUAUCCUGAGCUUCUGCACCUCCGCUGGGCCCGGAGACUCCAUCCUGAGUCCRGAGAAGAAGGCGGGCGAAGGCAGCAGAGCGGCUGCCGGCCGCGGGGACAUGCUGGCCCACUCGGAAGCCGAGCACAGAGAGAGCUCGCGAGCGCCCAAGGGGGAGAGAGGUACCAAGGGCCACCUGAACGCCCGGGGAAAAGCUGGGGCCCACGGUCCCAAAGGGGCACAMGGGAUCGUGGACCGGGCAGACGAACUGUCCGACUUCUCUGACAUCCGGAGGUGAAAAAAGGCACCAACCUCCCCUUUUCCCCCUUCCUCCCCCUCCACUGGAAACGUCCUCCGUUGAGUCCAUCUCCCUGUCUAUGGACAUUCCAAAGCAUUUCCCCUUCAGAGGUCACACACAGGGCAUUGUGAGAUACUUGGACCUCAGCGACAUGUAUAUAGUAGCAAAGGGAGAGCAGUGGCAAUGGGUUAUUGAUGCAGCAAGCUCAACGCUCGAGUAGCCACCGAACGUGGCAAAAUGUCUCCAAGUAAAUUCUUUCCCCUUUUUACAAAAUGGAUGUUGGUUGAAAAUUCAGGGUCUUGUUUUGAGGCUGGUGGGUUGUUUGGGGGGCUGUUUUCUCUUGGUCCUCUCAGCUGGGGAGCAGGUCACAGGAGGGCUCUGCCGGGCUGUAUUUGGCCACACGUGGCUUCCCACCCCUGAAGGUUUAGGGUACAGUCUGAAGGCAGAUGGCUAAAUCCCAAAGGAAUUUCAUUUCUGCCUGUGGCUGAGAACAUAAGAGCUCAAGGCUCUCUGUGAUGCUCCAGUGAACCAACUAUCUCAUUUCUUGCACAGGGACCUUGUGGUCUGGAGCUCUGUCUUUUUCUCUCAAGUAACUUCUGAGCCAUUGCUCCUGCCUGGGUGAUGCUGCCUCCUCUAAGUGCCCCUGUUUGUUUCCUAACCACUGCAGAACUUGACACUUGCUUACCCAGGGACUUCAGGAUGCCAAAGACCUAAGUGGUCGCCUUCCAGUCAAGACACCUGGACUGUUACAACUUGCUUAGCUGCAGAACACAGCGUGGAAGACCUCUGAGCCUCUGGGUUCCCAGACCUCUAACUGCCCAGGGCUGUUCUCUUGUAGAAAUUAAACCUGCCCACUCRGUGACACAGCUACCAGAGCAGGACCUCCACCCUAUGCAGAGCCCAAGCUUACAGGCACGGGUGUGGGCUCAGGCAGCUYGGGAGCCCAUAGGCUGUCCCAUUAGAAAUGUCUCUCUUAGGAAGCAGCUUGGUGCAGGUCGGCUGUGGUUGGUCAAAAUGCCAAAGACUUGGGAGGGGGCUCGGACCUAUAGCUAAUYGUCACACAGGUAACGACCGCCAGGGUCUGCAGAAUUGGUCACUGCAGAGGGAAGGGGGUCGGGAGCUCCCUCCUUCCCGGGCAAUCCCUAGUGCAGCUGAGGUGUGAGGACACGUCCCRCUCACCCUCAUCCCCUAUGCAAUUGUAAUUCUCAGGUUGCAGAUGUGCAGUCCUGUAGCCCCACAUGCUGUCCUGGAAAGGUAGGUUACAGCAGCAUGAGGACAGGAGGACGAGCUCCUUGGCUUCCUCUGGAGAAAAAGUGAAUUUUUCUGGGAAAGUGGGAAUCACACCAAGCAUUGGAGCCUUCUCGUUUAGGAGCCUGCGAGGAAAGCUGUGGGGGCAGGAAGGCAGUUCRGAAGAGACAGAGCGUACCCAGGGAACGAACUUGGCGCAUGGUGGGCAGGAGCUGCAUAAACGGCAGAGCGUGUUGGAACUUGGCUGCAGUUUCCAGCCUAGAUUUUCGUUACUGCUAAGUGAAUGCAGCUCCUAAUAACUUCAGUCAGAAUUUAAUGCAUGUAUCCACCAGCAGAAUUUAUAGGCACUACUUUUAAUAGAAGUCACGUAGGAAGCAAAGGGGAUCGUCAAGUUGAAAAGAUACGUUCUUAGGCGAUCACCGGGGCUUUAUUUAAAGAAAGGACCUUGAUCUUGUUUGAGUUUUACUCCCAGCUAAGUUCUAUGACAAAAAUUCCUACUGACUUCAUUGGGAAGAUGUGGGAUUGGCCCAAAGGAGCUGCAAAGACUGUGCGGAGCCGAGGAGCGGAGCUCCUUGCGGCCGGGAGGAGCCUUCCGGGUCAUUCCCGCCUUGCUCC